Truncatella angustata is the source of this 1021-nucleotide messenger RNA. RefSeq names its product ankyrin repeat-containing domain protein. Gene Ontology annotation, biological process: regulation of DNA-templated transcription. The transcript is spliced from 2 exons. The coding region runs from base 84 to 890 and encodes 268 amino acids. NCBI's taxonomy places the organism in Eukaryota, Fungi, Ascomycota, Sordariomycetes, Amphisphaeriales, Sporocadaceae. The record is from RefSeq and is a predicted model, not a curated record. Gene Ontology annotation, molecular function: protein binding; DNA-binding transcription factor activity.
GCUACUUCCUAAGUGUCAUACUUAUAUUUACCAUUAUUGAGUGAAUCAUUCAGUGUAGUUCUGCUCUUGAAUCAAUAUUAUAAAUGAGUCCUGUAGGAGCAACCGCCUUCAGCGAUACCCAGCUGUUGACUCAAGAAUUCGAAAAGAGGGGAAGAAAGCGAGAAAAGAAUCGCAUCGCCCAACGGACCUAUCGCCUCAAUCAAAAGAAACGUAUACAGGCCUUGGAGACGGCUGCUAAACAAACCUCUGGUGCGGCUAGUCCACGGGAGCCACCGGCCUCUGCUACUUCGAGGAUGGAAAGAUUCGUAAUCUCGACACAUCAUCGGUCGGAUUCGAUGUUGACUCUUGACUCGAGCGACGUGUCAAACUCUGCCGGCACCUCCAACAUACCAGGUGAGGAGGCUCUUCCUCGACCUGAGCCGUGGCCAGUGGUACCCGGUCUUGAUCCGUAUCAUGUAUCAGCCGAAGUCCCAAAGUGGUCAGAUUUAGCGGGUCUUUCGCCCAAUAAAACACCUUUACAGAUCGCCAUUCAGAACAAGAACGUGUCAUUAGUUCAACUGCUUCUACGAGAAGGGGCAGAUGCAGCCAGGCAGUACCACGAUGGCUCAACAGCCCUACAUUUUGCUGUAGAGUCAGGGCAAGAGGAUAUUGUGAGGGCCAUCCUAAAUAAAGCCGUGAAUCCGAAUGAACCGGACUACCGUGGACGGACUGCGUUGUUCAGGGCAAUAGAAGCAGGAGAUCAUGCAGUCGCAAGACUCCUGUUAGAUUCUGCUUCUGACCCAAAUCUUAAGGAUAUCUUGGGAAACACUGCUCUUCAUCUCGCCGUUGAGGCAAACUCAGAGAUCUUGACUAUAUUACUUCUUGAGUACGGUGCUCAUAUUGAUCCUUAGAGCCUAAAUAGGACACAUCGACCGUGAACGGCCUCAUGACUGGACGUCAUCAGCACAAGCACCUCAAAACAGCACUGUUCGUAGGGAGUUUUUCUUUUUAGGGCUUUACAUAGAACAUAAAAUAUAAAAGG